This is a messenger RNA of Melanotaenia boesemani (Boeseman's rainbowfish), 5813 nucleotides long. RefSeq names its product programmed cell death 11 (gene pdcd11). NCBI's taxonomy places the organism in Eukaryota, Metazoa, Chordata, Actinopteri, Atheriniformes, Melanotaeniidae. The transcript is spliced from 36 exons. Gene Ontology annotation, molecular function: RNA binding; protein binding. The record is from RefSeq and is a predicted model, not a curated record. Gene Ontology annotation, biological process: rRNA processing. Bases 116 to 5557 code for a protein of 1813 amino acids. Gene Ontology annotation, cellular component: small-subunit processome; nucleolus; nucleus.
UUGUGCUCUCUGAUUGGACAAAGAAUCCAACGCCCAAAUCAGUUUUUCUUCCGGGUUGCGGCGAUGGCGUGUUACUGAGCAACAUAUAUCUAAGACAUCUGAAGCAGCAUCAAACAUGGCAUCAGUGGAUGAGGACUUUCCUCGUGGAGGAACAACAAAGAAAACUACUGAGAGUAAAAUAGUGGUGGACCGAACGGAAGUGGAUAACCUGUUUCAGUCAAAUGAACAAACAGAAACUAAGAAAAGAAAGGGGGGCACCAAAGAUGACAGCAAAAAACCCAAGACACAAAAGACAGAUGACAAAAAAAGAGGUGGCCUGACACUCAACGAAGCAGCUAAAUGUGUGGAAAUUCUGCAUGUCAAGAAUGUUAAAGAGGGGAUGCUGUUCCUGGGCUGUGUGAAAGACGUGGCGGAGUUUGAAGUGACUGUUAGCCUCCCCUGUGGUCUGCAAGGGUUCCUCAGCAUCAGAAACAUCUCUGACUCUUAUACCAAACUGCUCUGCGAGCAGCUGGCCUCAGAUGACACAGAGGAGAUCUGCUCUCUGGCGCGUCUUUUCUACCCCGGUAUGGUGCUCAGAUGUGCGGUUGCCAAGAUAGAUAUAACUAAGGGGGGAUCUCUUAGCAUCCAGCUGUCAGUCAAUCCAAAACUAGUCAACAAGAGUCUUACCUUGAGCUCUCUGAAAGCUGGAAUGGUCUUGAGUGGGUGUGUGGAGAGUGUAGAAGAUCAUGGCUGCAUCAUUGACAUUGGUGUUAGUGGAACCAAAGCUUUCCUUCCUGAGAAAGCCUUGACAGACAAGCAAACUAAACUGGAAGACCUGAAAGUGGGCCAGCUCGUGACUUCUCUAAUAGAGGAGGUGAAAAACAAUGGACGAGUGGUUCACCUUUCUGUAAACCCUUCCACCACUGCUCAGGCCUAUGCCGAAGCCAAGCAGGGCUGGAACCUCAUCAAUCUUCUGCCUGGUCUUCUGGUCAAAGCAACCAUCAAAAAGGUGACCAAACAUGGUCUGCUUCUGGACUUCCUGUCCUCCUUCACCGGCCAGGUGGACUUUCUCCACAUGGACCCUGAGCAGGCAUCCAGCUACACUGAAGGACUUGUGGUUCGAGCACGGGUGCUGUACAUGGAGCCGUCCACUCGUCUGGUGGGACUGAGUCUGCGCAGCUACCUCAUUCAGCCCGAUGCUGUGAUCGAAACAGGUCAUGCUAGUGGAGAUCGGGUUGGCGAGGUGGUGAAAGGGUGCAAGAUGACUGCUAUGCACCACAUGUCAGGAGCCCUGUUGCAACUUCCAGACAAGUCGUUGACCUUUGCACAUAGGAACCACCUAAAGGAGCCUAAUGAGCCAGCCAAUGAGAACAGAGUGUUUGCAAUGCCCGAGCACACCUGCAGGAUCCUGGACUUCAGCCCCAUAGAUCAAAUUUUUUUUGUUAGUUUACGAAAGAGUAUUAUUGAUAAACCUUUAUUCAGAUACCAUGAUGUCAAGGCUGGUCAGGUGGUCGAGGGCACCGUGUCAGUCCUGCUGAGUCAUGGGAUGGUGGUGCAUCUCUCAGACCAAAUUAAAGGUCUCGUACCUCGAACACACCUCUCUGACAUCAUCCUCAAGAACCCAGAGAAGAAGUACAUUGAAGGCAUGAAGGUUAAAUGUCGGGUGCUGUCAGUAGAUCCAGAGAAUAAAAAGUUGUACCUGACCAGAAAGAAGGCUCUGGUUGAGAGCUCUCUGCCGUUGUUCCUCAGCUAUGCUGACGCCCGUCCUGGCCGCAUAUCACACGGCUUCAUCGUGUGCCUCAGAGACUUUGGCUGCAUCAUCCGUUUCUACAACAAUGUCAAAGGUUUGGUGCCGCUCAGCGAGCUCAGCUCUGAGCCCAUCCUCAGACCAGAGGAUGCUUUCUAUGUGGGGCAGGUGUUAAAGGCUAAAGUUCUUCAGUGUGACCCAGAGAAGGAAAAGAUAGUGCUGUCAUUUAAGGCAGUGGUGGAGGGAGACACAGAGGAAGCUGCCAAGGUUGAUUGUGAGGUUGGGAAGAGGCUAGAGGCAAAGGUGGUGAAAAAGUUAGCCACUGGUUUGGAGGUGGCCAUCCUCCCCGAUGAUGUCUGUGCUGUGCUACCCACAAUGCACCUUUCCGAUCACAUGUCCAACUGCCCUUUGCUUUGGGAGAGUCUCCAGGAAGGAGACAUGAUCUCAAACCUUGUCUGCUUUAAUAAGAACAAGCGGAAUAUUAUUCUCACCAAGAAGCCAACAGUGAGAUGUUUACUGGAGGAAGGAGUGGUUGCAAAAGAUUUUUCUGAGAUCACUGUAGGAAUGCAGCUGAUUGGCUGGAUCAAGAACAUCAUGUCUUAUGGCGUCUUUGUAGAAUUCCCAUACGGCCUUGUUGGUCUUGCACCCAAAUCGGCUUUAUCUGACAAGUUUGUCAGCGAUACAGCGACCGCCUUCCAGCUUGGUCAGACGGUUUUUGCUAAAGUUACCAACCUGGAUGAGGAGAAGCAGCGAUUCCUGGUCACGCUGAAGAUAUCAGAGGUUAUAUCCCCAGAGGGGGACGUCCAGACCAGGCUCAUCAAUGGUCUGAAGGAGAGAAGAGCUGUGAAUGAAAUGUUGGCUAUGAAAGAUAGCAGUGGCGUUCGCCAGCAGCUGUCUGCUCUGUCUGUCGGUCAGAAGCUGAAGCUGAUGGUGGAUUCUGUGAAGGACAACCGUGCUGAGUUCAAGUCUGAUGGCUUGCUCGGUGCUACUAUCAUCGCCACUAAGCAUCACAUAACAGCCAUCAGCCUGACUGCAGGACAGAAAGUAACCGCAGUCGUCCUCCACGUUGACAUCCUGACUACUUGUGUCCACGUUUCUCUUCUUCCCAAACUGGUGGGAAUGAAGAAAGCUUUGACUGAGGGAUCGAAAUACACUGCAACGGUGCAGUACACAGAAAAAGACUUUACUGUCAUCUCACUGAAGGAUACAGCACAGCUUACUGUGAUCCAGACCUGCAGCCACCUGAAUGACAUUGUCCUCUUGGAGUCAGAGAAGCUGAAGGAGGGGAUGACUUUAGCAGUUCAAGUUGUGGAACCCAGCUGUGAAGAACUACAAGGGCUCCCCCUGGUGUCGUGGGAGCAAGGCGCGCCAAAACGCCAACGGAUGACCUCAGAAAACCAGACGGGCUCCAAGGGUCACUGCUUUGGUGAAAUCGUGCAGGGCAAAGUGCAGAGUGUGAAGCCCACCUGCAUUCAGGUAAAGCUGGAGGAUGCAAGCACGGGCAGUGUGCACGUGUCCGAGGUGGUGGAGGCGGACAAGGUGCUCCUGGGAUCCUUCCCCACAUCCUCGGUUAAAGUGGGCAGCGUGGUCACCGCCAGGGUCAUCGGAGGACGAGAGGCAUCCAGUCACAGAUUUCUGCCUUUCUCUCAUCCCAAAUUCACAUACAACAUUCCUGAGCUCACACUUAUACCCAGUAAACUGGAUAAAAAUGUUUACUUCAGACAAGCUACAGCAAAUGAAAAAAUGCAGGGCUAUAAGGUCGGGGAGGAAAUUACAUGCUUUGUAUCAAAGUUUCAUUCAGACAGGAAGUCUUUGGAAGUCACCACUGAUCCUUCAAUCACAGGGACCGUUGAGCUGCUUGCAACAAUCACUGAUCCUAAAGAUGCCAGCCACCCAGAGAAACUGUACAAGCUGGGCCAAGCAGUCCGUGCUAAAGUUGUAGAAGUGAGCGUCAAACCUCGUCGCUUUGUGCUCUCACUUACAGGUGUCCAUAAACUGGAGAAAGGCAGCACUACUGUAGGAGUUGUGAUUAAUAUUCAGCCCCAAAAUGGCCUCCUGGUUAAACUUCCUUUCGGUAAUGUGGGUACUGUCUCCAUCACUGACCUUGCUGAUGCCUACAGGCCAAACCCGUUAGUCUCAUACAACAAAGAUCAGUUCCUCAGGUGUUACCUUCUAGGUAAUGAAACAGGAAAGUGGCAGUUGUCUCUGCGUCCAUCAAGGCUGAACCCGCAACAAGCCAAGCCGGUGAAAGACCCCGAAGUGUUGUCUUUAGACAAACUGGAGGUGGGCCAGAUCAUCAGAGGCUACGUUAAGUCUGUAGGAGAGCAGGGGGUCUUCAUCAGGUUGUCGAGGAACAUCACUGGGCGAGCUCAACUUCAGCAGUCCACCAAGUACUUUGUUAACAACCACAAAGUCCUUUCUGAGCACCUGCCUCCCAACACUCUUCUCACCACCAAAAUCCUCAGUAUUGACAGAGAGAUGGAGUUUGUGGACCUCUCUCUGCUCCCUGUGGACACCGGGAAGCCAGACGUCCUUCCUGAAGCUCUCAGUCUGCGGCUGCGUCUCAUCGGAGAGGAGAAAAAGAAACAUGACAUGGAAAAGAGCAAGAAGCGCAUUCUUUCUACAAGCGAACAGCAAUCAGAGUCCCAGGUUCCAAAGAAGAAGAAGAAAAAGGAAACAAAGAAAGCAAAGAAUGAUGGCAAUGACAGCGGAGUGGAGGUGUACUUCAGAGAAGAAGAGAAUCGGGAAGAGGAAGAAAAACCACAUCCUGUAAAAGUGACUCCCAGCUCAGCAGGUCAAUCCAGACUGCAGGUGUCUGCGGGUUUCUCCUGGGACGUGGACCUGAGUUCCCUAAAGCCUGCAUCUGCAGCACAGGAGGACGACUCCAGUGAUGGAGAAGACCAAGAUAAAAACGCUAAGCCCCAGAAGAAGUCUCGCCACGAGCUGGAACAGGAGAAGAAGGCAGCAGAAAAAGCCCUGGUACAGCGGGAGGCUGAGCUGAUGGAUCCAAACUUGCGGCCCCAGGAUGCUGCCGCCUUCGAGCGCUUGCUCUUAGCCUCACCCAACAGCUCACUGCUCUGGCUCCAGUACAUGGCUCACCAUCUGCAGGCCACAGAGAUCGAGCAGGCCCGUGCUGUGGCUGAGAGGGCCCUUAAAACCAUCUCCUUCAGGGAGGAGCAGGAGAAGCUGAAUGUAUGGGUGGCCCUACUGAACCUGGAGAACAUGUACGGCACAGAUGAGAGUCUCAAAAAAGUUUUUGAGCGAGCAUUGCAGUUCUGUGAGCCCAUGCCUGUACACCAGCAGCUGGCUGACAUCUACGCCAAGUCCAACAAAAUCAAGGAGGCAGAGGGAGUGUAUAAGACGAUGGUGAAGCGUUUCCGGCAGAAUAAGGCGGUGUGGUUAAGCUAUGGGACCUUCCUGCUCCAGCAGGGUCAGGGCGAUGCUGCCAGCAUUCUCCUGCAGAGGGCGCUAAAGAGUCUCCCUCCUAAAGAAAGUGUGGAUGUCAUCGCCAAGUUUGCUCAGCUGGAGUUCCGUUACGGUGACGCCGACAGAGGUCGCAACAUGUUUGACAAAGUCCUGACGAGUUACCCGAAACGCACUGAUCUUUGGUCCGUUUUCAUUGAUCUCAUGGUAAAACACGGAUCACAGAAAGAAGUCAGGGCACUAUUCGAUCGAGUGAUCCACCUCAGCGUUUCUGUGAAAAAGAUUAAGUUCUUCUUUAAGCGUUACCUGGAGUAUGAGAAGAAGCAUGGCACGCCUCAGAGCAUCCAAGCAGUUAAAGAAAAAGCCAUGGAGUUUGUGGAAACUAAAGUCACUGAGGCUGCAAACUAAUGAGCAAAUAUGACAACUCAUAAUUCUUCCAAAAAAUGUAUGCUCAACAUCUUAACAUAUCUUUACAUUUUUAUCAUUAUUGUGGAAUGUUGAUCCUUAAACCUCUGUGUGAACCUGUAAUUCUGCAAAGCACAACAGACUUUUGUAAAAAAAUAAGUUGUAAUCAUCUAUAAAUGUUAAAAACAAGCUGGUAUUUUUAACAUUUCUUCAGCUUACAUUUUAACCAUUUUGUAUAAUAAAGAAGGUAAGCACAAAA